AUGCACCACCGUCGCAUCAUCACCUUCUCUGCCAGCGACGCCCCGAUGCUGCCAUCAAGCUCGCCGACACCGGAAUUUGAAGACAGGCAUGAUGCUGGCGAUGCCGAAGAGGGCAUGAGUCCGCUCAGCAUGCUCUUCGACGGCAUUAUCGCGGACUGGCAUUCACAGCACGCGCUCAUGCCCACGCGCGAACAGGCGGCUUAUCCGUACAGUCCAUCAUCGGCUCGCUCGGAAACGUCAACGUGCAUCACCACCCCGGACCGCUCGCCACAACACGCCAUCCCCGGCCUACCACCGCAGCCUUGGAAGGAGGCCGUACUUGUGCAUACCGCACGUGAGGACGCCAUGACCAUGCCUGGCGGUGGACCGCUGCUCGACGCCAGUUCAGGCGACGGACUCGGCUUCUGGGCUUCCACUCCGCCUCCCGACGCUACAGCAGAGCAGGAGACUAACAGCCAGAGCGUGCAGGCGCCUCGACGUCCAGAGCGACCCGUUCGACCCGCUCGACCCGCUCGACCCGAGCACUGCCGUGAGACCCUCGAAGAUCUUGACGAAGGCAGCCACGCGCCGUCCGCCGGCGUGGUCUCGCUGCGUAGCAUGCGCAAACCUCCCGCCCAGUACUACCACCCCGCACCACCGGUAGCACCAAGCGAGACAAGCAGCAAGUUCAAGCUCGCUCCAGCUCCGCAGCGGGCACGCGCUGCAACAGCCAGCGCACGCACGGUGGAGCGCAGCAGCAUGGACUCGACAGCCACGUUUGUGAGCGCGCGCUCCGAGAUGUCGUUAUCGACCCCGCGCGCGCGCCGCCUACCGCAGUAUCCGCCUUCCGCCAGCCGCUCCUCGGGUCUGCCUCAGCAGCAACCUAUCCCUCAGCCCGAAAGCUCACCUGAGAUCACACGCAGACCAUCGCUGCUAAAGAGACUCGCGGACGGACUGAGACGCUCGCCCUCGCAGUGCUCUGAUGCCACGGCUUCAGGUCCUACGGACUAUGCAAAGAUCCCGCGCACCCCCAUGGAGAUGAUCACACCCUACCCCUCCGACCCGUCUCCCGCCCCUACGCUGUCACGCAAGCUUUCCUUCAGCAAACGGUCACCGACACAUACACGAAUCGCGCAGCACGGGGCGACAGAGGAUGCAGUCGUGGGGCAAGUGCCGCCGCGAGCGCUGGCACGCAAGCUGUCGUUCAGCUAG
This is a messenger RNA of Moesziomyces aphidis, 1191 nucleotides long. NCBI's taxonomy places the organism in Eukaryota, Fungi, Basidiomycota, Ustilaginomycetes, Ustilaginales, Ustilaginaceae. The record is from the annotation of a GenBank genome assembly.